AUGGUUGAUGCACCCUGUGAUCGUACUGAAGAUGUCGCAGAGUUGAUUUUUCAUCACUUUAUGACAGGCGAGUCUAUUUCUAAGGCAGCAGGAAUCCCAAAAAACGACGAAGCAAUUGCGGAAUAUAAACGGCUUAUAUUAGGACUUGUACAGGAUAAAGACACACAUAUAGUUAUAUGUUGUUUAGAUAAUAACAAUGGUGCUGUAGGCGAAAUCAUUGGAGCACCCUUAAUGGCGUUGAUAACGAAAGAUAAACCAGAGGAACUAAAGUUUCAGUUAAAAUCAAAAGAAUUACAAAAGUUUUUUGAAAUAAUAAUAGGAUUAGCAGCAAUGUAUGAUAUGAUGGCUGAACAGGGAGUUGACAAAUUCUAUGAUGGCCGAGGCGUAGUAGUACACUCAAAUUACAGAAGAUGCAGUAUAGGACGACUCAUAUGUCAAGAACUUGGUGUGCCCUUAACAGCGGCAUUAAUGACAGCAUACGGUACCCAAAAGGCUGCUGAAUGUGAUGGUUGGGAAAUAGUGUCUGAGUACAAUUUCGAAGAAAUGGGAAAACAGUUUAAUGUUACUUUUGAUAAAAAAGGAUCCUCCAAUAGUAAAAUUGAUGGUAGCAAGGGCAAAACACAAUAA
Messenger RNA from Arctia plantaginis, 627 nucleotides. NCBI's taxonomy places the organism in Eukaryota, Metazoa, Arthropoda, Insecta, Lepidoptera, Erebidae. The record is from the annotation of a GenBank genome assembly.